AUGGAGCAAACUCUAUAUUUCAUUCUUCCUCUCAUUGCUCUCUGCUCCGUAUCUGAAUGUGUUCAGCGUCAGUAUCACUUUAUAAAUGAGAGGAAGACCUGGACUGAAGCUCAGAGAUACUGCAGAGAGAAUUACACAGAUCUGGCCACCGCUGACAACAUGAACGACACGAACGAGCUGAAGAAGAGUGUGAAUGAUGGAAGUGUUCAGUAUGUCUGUAUUGGGCUGCAGAAGACGGGUCGUGAUAAAUGGCAGUGGUCUUCAGGUGAACCUGCGCUCUAUCUGAACUGGGCUCCUGGACAACCAGAAGGCAGCUUUUGUGGUAUGAUGAAAAAUGGACAAUUUGAGGAUUUGUCAUGUACUGAUGCCCAACCUUUCAUCUGCAACAACACAAACACAGGACUUGUCUUUAUCAAUCAGCUGAAGAGUUGGAGAGACGCUCAGAGUUACUGCAGACAGAAUCACAUUGAUCUGGUCAGUGUGAGAAACCAGAACGAGAAUCAACAGGUUCAGAAGAUCAUUAGUGAUAAUAAUUUAUCUGGAUCACAUCUGGUGAUCGGUCUGUUCAGAGACUCAUGGCAGUGGUCAGAUCAGAGUGACUCCUCAUUCAGAGACUGGGACACUAAUCAACCUGAUAAUCAGGGAGGUAAUGAAAACUGUACAGUUGUUAAUGCUCAGCGAAAAUGGAACGACAUCUCUUGCACCAAUCAGUGUCCUUUUAUGUGUCAUGAAGAUAAACUGAUUGUGAUCAGAGAGAAUCUGACGUGGUCUGAAGCUCUGAGAUACUGCAGACAGAAUCAUGUGGAUCUGGUCUCAGUUCAUUCAGAAGAGAUUCAGCGUUGUGUGAUGAACGUGGUUAAACGAGCGUCUACUGCGGAGGUGUGGUUGGGUUUACACAACUACUGCAUCAUGAACAUGUGGCUCUGGGUGAGUGGAGAGACUGUGUGCUAUCAGAACUGGGCUCCAGGGAACGGAACGAAACCGGAAAACUGCAGCCUUGAGAACAGAAAAGGAGCAGUUCAGUCUGGAGGAGAUCAGCGCUGGAUCAGCCUUCCUGAAACUCACAAACUCAACUUCAUCUGCAGCAGAUAUUAAGAG
Messenger RNA from Cyprinus carpio (common carp), 1098 nucleotides. Its product is annotated as macrophage mannose receptor 1-like. NCBI's taxonomy places the organism in Eukaryota, Metazoa, Chordata, Actinopteri, Cypriniformes, Cyprinidae. Bases 1 to 1095 code for a protein of 364 amino acids. The transcript is spliced from 4 exons. The record is from RefSeq and is a predicted model, not a curated record.